This is a messenger RNA of Aphis gossypii (cotton aphid), 5105 nucleotides long. RefSeq lists its product as uncharacterized. The record is from RefSeq and is a predicted model, not a curated record. Gene Ontology annotation, molecular function: DNA helicase activity. Gene Ontology annotation, biological process: telomere maintenance; DNA repair. NCBI's taxonomy places the organism in Eukaryota, Metazoa, Arthropoda, Insecta, Hemiptera, Aphididae. Bases 170 to 4684 code for a protein of 1504 amino acids. The transcript is spliced from 4 exons.
UGUAGUGCCUGACGGUGAACUAGCAGUUCACGCAGGCAUUGAUAACGUUCAUGUACACGACGGCGGCGCAGAAAUUGUCGAGGUACAGUUGGAUGACAACCGCGUGGAACUUCAUGUGGUUCAAGUGGAGGAUAACAAUGUGGAAGUUGUUGAGAUAUACGACAUUUCGAUGGAUGACAAUACAGUCCAUGUCGUUGAAGCACAGAUGGACGACAACAUUGUGGACGUUGUUGAAGUUCAGAUGGACGACGUCCGUCAGGACGUUCAAGACAUUGAGGAAGUCGAAGUCGUUGAUGUUCUACUGGCCGACGCACAGGAAGAACUUGAAUUAGCAAACGUAUUCAAUGACGUUUUACUUCAAGACGUCGAAGAAGAGUUGGAGCCUAUUCCACCCUGUGUACCGGUUGCAGAACCUAGGGCACCUGCGCCAAUGAGAGACCGUCAGGCAGGUGUUCAACACCCACUACCAGAACAACACAACAUUGGGACAUUGGAUGCGGUCUGCAGGGAUUGUCAGGCCCGUCACUUCAACUGUGAGCGCGCUUCUAAAGGCCACUUCUCCACGUGUUGUAACAACGGUCAGGUGACCGUUACAGGACAUCGUGUGUUGUUGAGAGCACCGGUAUUUAUAACUAAUUUGUUGAUCGCUGAUUCACAGGAAGCUAAAAACUAUCGAACUCACAUUCGCCGGUACAACAACUCUCUGGCAUUCGCUGCGUUCUCCAGUGACCUCAAUCCAAGACGGUUGACAGGUCGAGGACCAAACGUGUUCACUGUUCAUGGCCAAGUGUACCGCAGGACGAACAAUGAUGUCGUUGGAAACGGACGGGAACAACCGAGAUACUGCGAAUUGUAUUUCGUCGAUUCCGCUGAGGCCAACCAGGCCCGCUUGCGACAACAGCCAGUCCCAGGCCGUCUGUUGGAAGGUUUGCUUGCGGACUUAGACCAACUGCUUCGGGACAUCAAUCCAUAUGCUCUGGCUUUUAAUGGUACUUUCAAUAAACUCAAAAUGUGUGUGUAUAGGAACAUGCGUAGGCUGUGGUCGGAAGAAAGAAAUAGAGCCAAUGCCAACCCUGCUGUGGUGAAACCGAGGACGGUCACCAUGCAUUUUGUUUCGGAUGCGGCCAGGGAUCAGCGACGAUACCAGAUACCGACUGCUAACGAAGUUGCAGCCGUGUUCGUCGGUGACGAUGGUCGACCGCCUAGAGACCUCAAUCUGGUAAUAUAUGACAGGAAUACUGUUAAUCCUCAACACAGGAUGCAAACCAUAUCCGUGGGUUCGUGUCACGCGGAUCCCAUGUUGUAUCCGCUGUUGUUUCCGUGCGGAGAAAGUGGUUGGCAUUUCAACAUGAUGCAGGAGGGUAACCGCAACAACCGAGUUCGCGUUCGGAACACUAUCCGGGAGUUUGUGUGUUAUCGAAUGGCCAUUCGAUAUGCAGGAAACAACGAUACUAAUCACGAAUACAUGAGUUUGUUACAUGGUGGUGGUUUUUUGUUGCAGCAGUACAUUUGUGACCAGUACGUUCGAAUGGAAUCGAACAAUCUCAACUACGCCAGGAAAAAUCAGCGGGCACUCCUCGCUGAUGCGUAUCAGGGACUUGUGGACCACGUAAACCAACAGCACAACUUGGACGCGCCGGCCAACCCUAUGGCUGUCGGCCGUAGGGUCAUCUUACCUUCGACGUUCGUCGGGAGUCCACGUUACAUGAAAGGAUGUUAUCAUGAUGCAAUGGCCAUUGUGCGUAAGUACGGUAAACCUGACCUGUUUGUUACUUUUACGUGCAACCCUAGGUGGCCAGAAAUCACACAGAAUCUCGGAAGGUGGACUGCUCCGACUGACAGACCAGAUCUCAUUGCCAGGGUAUUCCACGCCAAACUCAAGGCCCUCAUGCAGGACAUUAUAGUCGACUCUGUGUUUGGUAAUGUAGACGCAUAUGUAUACACUGUUGAGUUUCAGAAACGCGGUCUACCGCACGCGCACAUACUAAUCAUCCUCAAGGAGGACAGUAAAUUGCUCACUGUAGAGGACGUGGACAACGUUGUGUGUGCCUUCUUGCCAGACCCGACAUCUGACAGGCGCCUAUUCGAUUGUGUGACGUCGCACAUGAUUCAUGGACCGUGUGGAACACUCAACGCCAACAGUCCGUGUAUGGUUGACAAAAAGUGUUCGAAGAGGUAUCCGAAAGAAUACAGCGACGAGACAGUAUAUGCCUCUAACAACGGUUACCCUACGUAUCGCCGACCCAACAAUGGCCCUGUGGCCCUUGUCAGACAACUGGAGGUCGGCAAUGAGUUUGUCGUCCCACACAACCCAUACCUUCUGGCCAAAUAUGAUGCACACAUCAAUGUGGAGGUGUGCUCAACAGUGAAGAGUGUCAUGUAUUUAUAUAAGUAUGUGUACAAAGGACAUGACGCGGCAACUAUGGAAGUAUGGGAUGGCGAUGAAAUAUCAAAUUACAUCAACUCACGAUACGUCAGCCCGCCAGAAGGGAUUUGGCGGUUGUUUUCAUAUAAGAUGCACAACAGAAGUCAUACGAUCGUUAGGCUUCCGGUCCACUUGGAAAAUCAACAGACCGUUUACUUCGCUCCGGGACAAGCCGAACGGCGAGUACACGACGAUGUUCAACGUCGUACAAAACUAACCGAGUUCUUCUCGCUCAACGCACACGACGCGGAAGCUAGACAGUAUCUGUACCACGAGAUAUCGGUCCAAUACACGUGGCAAGCGUCACAUAGAAGAUGGACGCGGAGGCGAAGGCAGAUGGGCAACGACACUUUGGCUCGGAUGUACGUGGUCAACCCUCUAGACCGAGACCGGUUCCACUUGCGAUUGCUGCUGUUGCACAAGAGAGGCCCACAGUCUUUCCGAGACAUGAGGACGGUCGACGGAGUAGUGUAUGAGAGCUACGCGGCUGCCGCCGUCGCGAUGGGACUCAUCGAAUCAGAUAGAGCGUGGUUGGCUUGCAUGGAAGAGUCUGCGUUGUUUGACACUCCUCGACAGUUGCGGUAUCUCUUCGUCACGAUACUGGUGAUGUGCCAUCCCGCAGAACCGUUGGCGCUCUACCAAACGAGCGAGGCCACCAUGAUGGAGGACUUCAAUCGGCGUUUCCAAGACGUUGACCGUAGCAGGGCGGCAAGUCUGGACGCCAUUGGAGACCUUCUUCGUGCGCACGGGAAAACGCUCGCCGAAUAUGGAUUGCCCAACCCGGACGUCGCUCUACUGGAACCCGAACCGGACGACCAACUGUUCGGGACAAUAGACGCGGCGGCGUUAUGGGCACGACGAGUGGACGACCUGAACGAUGAACAGCGGACGGUGUACGAUCGGGUGAUGGCGGCCGUCGACGACAACCGAAACGUCCAAAAGGUGUUCUACGUCGACGGACCCGGUGGAACGGGUAAAACGACGCUGUACGGAUGCCUCAUAUGGUCGCUUCGUAACCGGAGGCGGUCGGUAUUGUGCGUGGCAUUCACUGGGAUCGCGGCGUCGCUCAUGGACGGCGGCAUGACAGUGCAUUCAACGUUCGGGCUGCCGUUUGGUACACUCAACGACGACGAUACGUCCAGCAUCACCAUGCAGUCUAAACGCGCGCAAACGAUACGUGACGCGGCGCUUAUCGUCUGGGACGAAGUGCCCAUGUCACCGGGACCACAACUCGCGGUGGUCGAUCGCUUGCUCAGGGACAUCAUGGGAUCGGAAUCUCCGUUCGGCGGUAAACCGGUCCUGUUCGCGGGCGACUUCAGGCAAAUAUUGCCCGUCGUCCGCCGGGGAAGCAGGAGUGCCAUCGUCAUGUCGUCGAUUAAGCACAACUCUUUGUGGCAAAAGUCGGAAAAGUUUGAAUUGACGCGAAACAUGCGCGCCGGUAAUGAUGCGGACUUCGCGGAUUGGUUGCUCCUGCUCGGCAGCGGUCAAUUGCCAACGGUCGACGGUGUUCAAGACACCGUUGAAAUCCCACGGGAAAUGGUAUGUGAUGUUGUCGAAUUAAUUGAUUUUGUUUACCCGCAGCACAUGUCGUUGGCUAACGUUGACGAUUUUGCUCGGAAAAUUGUUCUAUGUCCCAAAAACGAGGAAUGCAGACAAAUCAAUCGUACGGUGCUACAGCGCAUUGAGGGCGCUGAGAGGACGUAUACUGCCAUAGACACCGUGGUGAUCGACGAUCCCGACGAGGAAGCCAAUUUUCCUACCGAGUUUCUCAACUCGCUGGAACUGAACGGACUGCCGCCGUUCAAAUUGACGCUCAGGGUGGGCGCCAUCGUCAUGUUGCUGAGGAAUCUUGAUCCAAAGAGAAAACUGUGCAACGGUACGAGGUUAGUGGUCACCGAACUCCGGCGACACAACUUCAGAGCGAGGGUGCUGUCUGGUGAUGGUGGUGCGCAAGACGACGUUAUCAUACCAGCGAUACCGAUGACUGCCGGUGGUGAGGACGACCUGCCUUUCAAAAUGAAACGGAUUCAGUUCCCGGUAAGGUUGUCGUUUGCGAUGACAAUCAACAAGUCUCAGGGUCAAACGUUCGACCGAGUUGGAUUGCUCCUACUGUCGCCGGUGUUCACUCACGGGCAACUGUACGUUGCAUUUUCCAGAGUCAGAAACGCUCAAUCUGUCAAAGUCGGGAUGUACGAUGAUGGUAACGGUCGAUUUGUCACAAAGAACAUUGUGUACAGGGAAGUUCUACUAACACGGUAGUAGGUAUUAGUGACGGUGAAAUUGUUCACAAAAAGAACAUAUCAGAUUUAAAAUAAAUUAAAUAUAGUAUUCUGUUCCUAAACAUCGCUUUAGUAUAGGUCACUCUUAAUUAUACAUUUUACUUCUGAUAUAUUUUUUUUGAGACUUUCUAGCCGGAGACUACAGUUUAUUUAUAUACAACUUGGUUGUAUACUGAUCAUGGGUCUUUGAUCCACCGGGCGAUGGCCAUUUGAAGUACCUAAUCCUUAGGGAUCCGUAUAUUCUUAGGUACUUCAUGUACAGUUGGGUUCUUUCUACAGUCAUGUAGCUGCUAUUCACUGUGCACUGUGGGGAGAAAGUUCGACAACCUCCACGUGGUUCUCUCUGGAUGCGAAUCAGCUACAAAGCGGAUUCGUAACUAAUAGUCGAACAAGUAUUUCAC